Alligator mississippiensis (American alligator) is the source of this 3401-nucleotide messenger RNA. RefSeq names its product 1-acylglycerol-3-phosphate O-acyltransferase 2 (gene AGPAT2). The record is from RefSeq and is a predicted model, not a curated record. Gene Ontology annotation, molecular function: 1-acylglycerol-3-phosphate O-acyltransferase activity. Gene Ontology annotation, biological process: phosphatidic acid biosynthetic process. Bases 58 to 897 code for a protein of 279 amino acids. Gene Ontology annotation, cellular component: endoplasmic reticulum; membrane. Lineage: Eukaryota; Metazoa; Chordata; Crocodylia; Alligatoridae. The transcript has 6 exons.
AGCGCUGCGCGGUGCGGUGCGGUGCUGCGCGGGGCUCGAGGCUCGCGGGCGCGGGGCAUGGAUCCGGGCGCGGCGCUGUGGGCGGCGGCGGCUCUGGUGCUGGCGAUGGUGGUGGCGGCGGCGUUGCUGAGCCCGGCCGCCCGCUUCCAGGCCAAGGUGGCCGGCUACUGCGUGCUGUGCCUGGCCGUGUCCGCGCUCACCAGCGCCGUCUGCCUGCUCUGGAACCGCGGCCGCACCGUGCGCAACAUGAGAAUCAUCAAAACUGCUGUCAAGACCUUCAAAUACCUUUAUGGCCUGAGGUUUGAAGUGAAAGGGCUGGAGAACUUCAAGGUGGGCAGCCCCUGCGUCAUCGUGUCAAACCACCAAAGCAUCCUGGACAUGAUGGGCUUGAUGGAAAUCCUUCCAGAUGGCUGUGUUCAGAUUGCCAAGAAGGAGCUUUUGUACACGGGCAGCGUGGGACUAGUCAUGUACCUGGGCGGUGUCAUCUUCAUCAACAGGAAGAGCACGAGCAAUGCCAAGAUGGUGAUGGCGGAUGUUGCCAAGACCAUGCUGUCCGAGAACGUGAUGGUAUGGAUCUACCCAGAGGGCACGAGGAAUGGGAACGGCGACCUGUUGCCAUUCAAGAAGGGAGCCUUUCAUCUUGCCAUACAGGCACAGGUCCCGGUCGUUCCCGUGGUGUACUCCUCCUUCUCCUCGUUCUACGACCGGAAGAAGAACCUGUUCACAUCAGGUAAAAUCCGGGUCGAGGUUCUCGAGCCCAUUGAGACCAAGGGUCUGACCCCAGAAGAUGUCACCGAGCUUACCAACAGAUGCUACUCCACCAUGAGGGAGACCUUUUUCAGACUGUCGGGUUUAGUGAAUGAACCGAAUGGCUCUGCCCGGACCCAUUUGCAGUAAUUUUGUCGUAUGUCAGGAACUGAGAGGACUCUUUCCAUUGCCAGAUAUCCAAGGGGUUUUUCUUUCUGUGCAGCCAGCUUGGAGCCCAUUCUGACUCCGCUGCGAGUAACGUAGGUUGGCAAACGGCGUGCCGGGCCGGCUCCGCAAUUCUGCUGUGUAUCGAAUCUCUCUUGUGGGGUCCUUGAUUCCUGUUGAAAUGUCUCCUGCAUUUUGAGUUUCUCCUACACCCAGCUCAAGCUAAUGAGAGGCUCCGUGCCCAAUGCAGCGACUUCACGACCACUAGUGGAGGCUUGGGUAUUGCCUCUGGCCAGGUUGGUGUUUUGUAAGCCAGCCAGUCCAGGGGAUAUUGGAGUAUGCACCUCCAAGAGCUCACCGCCCAGCUUGACAUCCCCCCCCAUUGCAACGGGCACGUACAGGAUUAAUGCAGCAGCCGUCCUCAUGCUGCCAGUUUCUUGUACCCAUGCUCUGGAUCUUGGCACGAGAUGGUGGCACUGAUCCUAGGCAAGUCUCUUGCUCACAGUGGGCAGCUGUUUUUUUCUGAAGGUGCCUGCCCAGCACCAGGUCCUGGUGGUAGCUCCAUUCUUUGCAGCAUCUUACCAAAUGCAAAAGGCACAAGUAGGGCAGGCUUGCACUGAAGAGCUGCUCUGGCGGGGAGGUGGAAAAGAACCUCGCCCCGCCGACCUGUACGGCUGUGCUAGCAAACCCCCGGUAUGGACACGCAGGUCUCAAAGCUGUGUCUGUGAGAUCACCAGAUGUUUAGGAAGGCCAUGUUAACAUUUGGGAGUCCUGCUAUCCUGUGCGGUGUUUCCACUAGAGGGCUGUCCCGGUACAGUAUAGCAACAUUAGCGCUCUUAGAGAAGCCUACGGCAUCUGUAAAACCAUUGGCGAGCUGUUCUUCUGUCCUGGUAGGAGGAUGAAUGACGAGAGCCAGUGACUUCCCACAGGACAGAAGUAUGGAUGAUGCUCUUUGAGGCAUGAUUUAAGGAGGAUACAUGCAGUUCUUAUUUCCCCCCCCCCCCCUCCCAUCUACCCCAGAGCAGAACCGGGAAGCAAAGCAGAGGGUCUUGUACCUAAGAUCUCCACUAACCAUUCUGGCCUUCUUGCAGGGGAAGUUGACUUUUCUUUAAAUGCAGAACUUGCCAUAAGUGAAGCUGGACAAGGAUGGGUGGAAUUUGUGGCAUUGGCUACCCUGAUGUCUCUUCUAGAAAUCGAGCUUCCACAUCCAAGAUGGACAAGUUUUGGUUUUUUAGGACUUUUUUUUUUUCGAGGGAUGGGGUGGAUGUGAAGAGGUCAUGUCUAACACACAUCUGGUAUGUCUUGAGUGUGGAUGAAGCCUCUCUGGUGUCUUGCCAGAAUGCAGCUCCCCGUGGGUAUGUCUCUUUUUUUUUGUAAAUACAGGACCUGUUCUGCAGCAGUAAGGCCCAAGUACUAAAAUAACAGGCUGAUACACAUCCGCAAGACCUUAGCGUGAUGUCUCCACGCUCUGGAAUUGCUGCUAGCAUCUCUGACUCCUGUAUGAUCUCAUUCCUGACCAUGUGCCUUGCUCAUGGCAUAGUAUCCCAUUGGGUCUCAUACUAGGGAGGUGCAGAUUGCUCGGGACAGUCCCUUGGUAUCAGUUGUGUUGUAGGUUGACAUUUUUGUUGUGUUUAAUUGGGUGUGUCCUAAAAUACCUGUUGCUUAUUGACCUUAAGGGCUAUGCAAUGUUGAUCUAACCCCUUGAAUUGCAGCGUUGACCAAAGCACAAGGCUUGUUCCAGCUUGUCUGAGAACAUUUAGCCUUGCUACCACUAGCCGAGGUGGUUGUAAAAGCAAUAAUGUAAACUGGUGUGGGACGUGCACACUGAACAGGCCAAACGGGUUGCAUGGAGGAUAGCCUUUUGCUGCCACUUUCUGGGCAUAAAAGAAAUAAAAAUCCCAGGGAUUUGAUGGACUCGGAAGCCUUAAAUGCAGAUCUGUGAGUGUUGCCUCUGCCUUGUAAAGAUGGAGUCAAGGUGCACCUAACCUCCUGUCCAAGGGGCAGAGGUGGAGACGGAGAUCUGGGCAGCUGAGGUGGUUCUGCUUGGCUGCCAAGGAUGCACAGUCCAGGGCUCAAAGACCUAACCCCAACUGGAAGUAACCAAACAAGAGGACCCUCAGUUAAAUUUUGAGUUUACAAACCAACACAGAGGUGCCCAUCUGAGGCCAUCCAUCUGUGGGGUGCAUCUGGAAGGGGAUCUGAAUUGAAAUCAAACCAGCACUUUCUUUUUGUGUGUGUAAGAAGAGCAGACAAGUGGCUGCAUGAUGGAGGCAAACCACCCUGGAGCUGUCCUAGGCUCCCGUCGAGGAAAAGCUGGGGGGUGGGCGUCUGACUUUGCUGAAGAGGACGAUCUUGCAAGUGUUGCUCUUGUAUUUGCCUAUGGAGAACGGAAAAGUGCCUCUGUGCAGUAAGGGAGUUGCCUGCUGCUCUGUACUGAAAAUAAUGUAUUGGAGGAAUGCAUCUACUUUUUAUAAAAGCAAUUAUUUCAA